AUUCUUUUCUACAUCACAGUUACAUCUUAAAUAUAUCAGGUCUCAGAUUCCGUCAGUGAUUUGUUAACUGCAGUGCUGAAAAUAUUUGAUUAAGUCAACUUGAAUAAUUGUAGUCGUACCACUUUGGGAAACAUUUGCUACACUACGACAAGAGGAUUGAUUGUAAAACAAAGAUUUACAAUGUCGCAUACUCUGACCUUUACCAUUCUUUUUCAUCUUCUGGGACUAGUCAACUGUAACCGACAUAACAGCGUCAUAUACCAAGCUGUACCAAAUGCUUUCUUCAAAGAAUGUCUUUUUGAAAUAAAUAAUUACCGUAAACUUCAUGGCUCGCAGCCUCUACGGUGGAGCAGUGAUUUACAGUAUCAUGCGCAAGAACGGGCAGACAAAUUCUCCCAAGACGAGAUUCUUCAAAAUGAAAUAGAAAGUUUGGACUUGGUUGGCCAAGGAGAGACCGUCUCGUAUUACUCUCCGUCCAAGCAACUUUGCCGCACGUUUCCCUCAUCUGGGGAUUGCCAUGCAUGCCGGGAAACUAUAGUAACUUGGUACAAUGAGUCAAAAUAUUAUAACUAUAAAACUGGAUAUUCCGUUGAUGGCACUAAACAAGUUUUAGAUUUCACGCAAUUGGUGUGGAAAGAUAGUGUAAAGGUUGGUCUAGCCACAGCCAUCAGUCCUCGAUACGGUACGAUUAUCGUGGCUCGCUACCACCCACGUGGAAAUAUUGGCUUCCUUGACGAUUACGUCAGAAAUGUCGCCCCGAAAGGCAUGAGUGGUAGUGAUGGAUUUGGUGGGAAUGAUCGUGAUAAUAGCCAAGGAGGUCCUCCGUGCCGAAAACUGAAAAAAAGAAAAGUAGGCGAAGAAUCAUCAAAAUGUAAAAACGAAUAUGAAAACGAUAUCUGUGAUGUUUACGCGCGUAUACCCAAAUAUUGCCAAUAUAGCGCCCACUUUAUGAGAAAAAAGUGCGCAAAAAGCUGUGGAGUUUGUGAAACUGAGAAGAAACUUGAAUUACGAUGGGAAGUUGGUAAAUGGCUUGAGUGUCAUGGAGGAUUUCGAAGACGUUCCGUGAAGUGUUUCCACAAAUCUAAUGGUCAUGAUUUCCUUGUUAAAAACACAUUCUGUCGCCACAAGUUGGGAAAGAAGCCCACAGAGUACAAUGAUUGCUUGUUUGGUGUCUAGUUUACACUGUCAAAUCGUUCGAAUAUUUGUAUUUCAUCAAAGGAUGUGACACUGCAUCGUGUCUUUCGUUUCCUCAAGGACAGUCCAAGACAGAAAAACUUAUGUUAUGCUUACGUAGUGAUACCUUUUAGGGUCUGAAUACAAACAUGAAACUGGAUAACUUAUUUAUUUUGCCCGUAUUUCAUGUUUGGAAUGUAUUAUAUAAAAUAACUCUCACAAGAAUGGAUGAAAUUCCUGUUGUUCAAGUACGUUAGUCGCGCUGAUUGACCCUCCAAGUAUAGAGACGUUCGUGGUGAUUGUGGAAUUCAUUUAUUAUACCUGUAUUUAUUGAAAUAAUUUGUUCUAAUUACAAUUAGUGUUGAAAAAGAUAAACAUCAUUAUGGCAUA
Molecule: messenger RNA, 1563 nt
Organism: Dendronephthya gigantea
Lineage: Eukaryota; Metazoa; Cnidaria; Anthozoa; Malacalcyonacea; Nephtheidae
Product: cysteine-rich venom protein latisemin-like
Exons: 8
Coding region: 181-1176 (331 amino acids)
Source: RefSeq, a predicted model, not a curated record